AUGAUGAGAUCUAUGCUGGUAGUGGCUUUGGCUUUAUGUGUAGUACAUUGUAAUGGAUUCCUUUUUAGACAUGGCACAAAAUGGAAUAACCUAAAAGUAACAUGGGGAAUAAAUCCAUUGAGCAGUACCAGCUUUGUAGCUAUGCCACUGACAGAGACUGAUGCCAAGUCUCAAGGAUUUCAGAAGAUCUCAGACUGUGGAGAUUCCAGUGGUUUACAUGGCAUCCGGUAUGUUAAAGGCAACGAUAUGAAUCUCAUUUUGAUAUAUGAUGUUAAAGGCAUUAUUGCUGGAAUUUCUGCUGCGGUUCCUACUAAUCUUGCAAAUGGAUGGCCACACGUCUUUCUAAAGGGACAUCCUUUUAUCAAGUCUGGCAACCACCAUCAUAUUUCUGCAUAUUUUGUUGAUCCUGCAAUAAUUUGUGCCUCUGGUAGAUCUACAGCCCUUUACCAUCAACAGGGUGUAGGAACUGAUCUAUACAUUCAGAACGGAACAGAUCCGAUUGCUGACUCCAUCAAAAUACCACAUCUUCAGAGUGGAAUAACAUCUACUCACUGGACAAAAGGGAAAUGUUUUCCAACAAUGGGGCUCCAUUACUGGUACAACUUAAGAAAGGAUAUGAGUUGUGACGAAUUUUAUCCAAUGUUCCUUUUGUAUAAUGACGGUAAAUUAAAUGCUUUUGGUUGGGCAUUCAUCGCAGACUUGACUUCACCUAGACUAGAACAUCCACCACACGCAUCAAUUUCUAGUUUCAUGAAUCCACCACCAGACUGUCUGUUCAACUCUGGAACAUUAUCUACGAUGCACAUCUAUUUGUCCAACAACCCUUCUUUGAACACAUGCUAAGAUGAAGUUUUACCUCUGU
Molecule: messenger RNA, 862 nt
Organism: Mytilus californianus (California mussel)
Lineage: Eukaryota; Metazoa; Mollusca; Bivalvia; Mytilida; Mytilidae
Exons: 8
Coding region: 1-843 (280 amino acids)
Source: RefSeq, a predicted model, not a curated record